AUGGAAGAUUCUCAGACUGAGGAUUCUUUCCAACGUGAACUUGAAGAUUAUAUUAGACAGCAGAGAGCCAGAGGAUUACAGCCAAAGAUUUGCUUUAGAAAAGAAACUGGAGUCUCUAUACCCCAAGAAGGGUACGUCAGUUUCCGAUCUCCAGUGCUAGAGCAACAACUCUCCCUUAGCAGAAACUUCCCCAGCUUCCCCACUUCCUAUGAGAGGCUGAGCGCAGAGGAAAGGCAAGUACCUCUCUGGUCUAAAAUCCAUCACUCCAGACAAAGGCUGGAAUCCCCCAGCAACUGUCAGAACAAUAACCACUAUUUUUCCAAAAGUCCUUGGCUUCCAAGUCAUAGCCUCUCCUGGGAGGACAGCAGUAUGGUCCACCCAGCAGGCCAUCAAGACAGAUGCCAAAGGAGGCAGUGGGAGGAGGAAAGAGAUGCUGCCACAGAGGAUCCAGUGAAGGGCAAGAGGAAGUACCGUGCAGAGCUAGGUUCCCUCAAAGAACACCAGGGCCUGGACAGGAAGAGAACCAAGACAGAGUCAGAGAGAAUACAGAAUUCCUCAGGCAGAAUGAAGAACCACCUGUAUGGAGCAGAUGCUCCCAAAGUGGAAAGCCAACCCCACAGGAAGAAAAAGGGACUUAGCAAAGAAAGUCCGGAGGAGAGGGACUUGUGGGAUGAGGCCAUCUUGGGCAGUUGUUAUUGA
Dipodomys ordii (Ord's kangaroo rat) is the source of this 699-nucleotide messenger RNA. RefSeq names its product zinc finger matrin-type protein 1-like. The record is from RefSeq and is a predicted model, not a curated record. The transcript has a single exon. NCBI's taxonomy places the organism in Eukaryota, Metazoa, Chordata, Mammalia, Rodentia, Heteromyidae. The coding region runs from base 1 to 699 and encodes 232 amino acids.